Ailuropoda melanoleuca (giant panda) is the source of this 3773-nucleotide messenger RNA. RefSeq names its product sulfatase 1 (gene SULF1). Lineage: Eukaryota; Metazoa; Chordata; Mammalia; Carnivora; Ursidae. Gene Ontology annotation, biological process: positive regulation of vascular endothelial growth factor production; heparan sulfate proteoglycan metabolic process; negative regulation of fibroblast growth factor receptor signaling pathway. Gene Ontology annotation, cellular component: endoplasmic reticulum; Golgi apparatus; cell surface. The record is from RefSeq and is a predicted model, not a curated record. Gene Ontology annotation, molecular function: glycosaminoglycan binding; N-acetylglucosamine-6-sulfatase activity; calcium ion binding. The transcript has 23 exons. Bases 664 to 3333 code for a protein of 889 amino acids.
UGUCCCGAAAUUCACCCCCAGUGGAACUUCAGCCUCUGCUCCUCCUCUUCUUGGAACUGCCUUUUGUUUGUCUGGCAGCCUUGGUUCUAUGGGGGUGUGUGAUGAUAAUAAUACGCGGGCUUAUAUAACCCUCUUCAUCUUGCAAGCACUUCGCAGACAGUCCCUAAUGAAUCUGCGGGCCGCCGAAAGGCCGGGCGGCUGUAGCGGCGGCGAGCGAACCCCCAGCCCGCGCGCCGAGGCCAAAGGGGAGGGCGGUGCGGGUCAGAGGCCAGGCCUCCCUGGCUCCCCGCGCCUCGGAGGUCAGGGCAGAUAAGGAACAAUGCCUCUCGGCCUGGGGAGGAGGAAGGAAGUCCCGUUGCCACCUUAUCUCUGCUCCUCUGCCUGCUCCCAGUUCCCAGAGCUUGUUCUCUAGAGAAGAUUUGGAAGGCGGCUUUUGUGCUGACGGCCACCCACCACCGUCUGAAGAAGGCGAUUUUGGCAGAUGACAUGCGGGUUCUCCAAGACAGAGUAAUUGCAGAACAUCUUCAAAGGACCCCAUCUGCAGAUGUUCUGAAUACCUCUGAGUACAGAAAUUGAUUAUUCAACCAGGAUACCUAAUUCAAGACCUGCAGAACCCAGGAGGCUGAGACAUUCUGUCGGUUUUGCAACAUUGGACCAAACACAAUGCAGUUUUCUUGCUGUGCGCUGGUUUUGGCUGCCCUGGGCAUGGAGCUGCUGGGGAGCCUCUGUUCGACUGUCAGAUCCCAGAGGUUCAGAGGACGGAUACAGCAGGAGCGAAAAAACAUCCGACCCAACAUUAUUCUCGUGCUCACCGAUGAUCAAGAUGUGGAGCUGGGGUCCCUGCAAGUCAUGAACAAAACAAGAAAGAUUAUGGAGCACGGGGGGGCCACCUUCACCAACGCUUUCGUGACCACCCCCAUGUGCUGCCCCUCCCGGUCCUCCAUGCUCACCGGGAAGUAUGUGCACAACCACAAUGUCUACACCAACAAUGAGAACUGCUCCUCACCUUCAUGGCAGGCGACGCACGAACCUCGGACUUUUGCUGUGUAUCUUAACAACACUGGCUACAGAACAGCCUUUUUUGGAAAAUACCUCAAUGAAUAUAAUGGCAGCUACAUCCCUCCUGGGUGGCGAGAAUGGCUUGGAUUAAUCAAGAAUUCUCGUUUCUAUAAUUACACUGUUUGUCGCAAUGGCAUCAAAGAAAAGCAUGGAUUUGAUUAUGCAAAGGACUACUUCACAGACUUAAUCACUAACGAGAGCAUUAAUUACUUCAAAAUGUCUAAGAGAAUGUAUCCCCAUAGGCCCAUUAUGAUGGUGAUCAGCCAUGCUGCGCCCCAUGGCCCCGAGGACUCGGCCCCACAGUUUUCAAAACUGUACCCCAAUGCUUCCCAACACAUAACCCCCAGUUAUAACUAUGCACCAAAUAUGGACAAGCACUGGAUUAUGCAGUACACGGGACCCAUGCUGCCCAUCCACAUGGAAUUUACAAACGUUCUCCAUCGCAAAAGGCUUCAGACUUUGAUGUCAGUGGACGAUUCUGUGGAAAGGCUGUAUAAUAUGCUCGUGGAGACAGGGGAGCUGGAGAACACUUACAUCAUUUACACCGCAGACCACGGUUACCAUAUUGGGCAGUUUGGACUGGUCAAGGGGAAAUCCAUGCCAUAUGACUUUGAUAUCCGUGUACCUUUCUUUAUUCGCGGUCCAAGUGUAGAACCAGGAUCAGUAGUCCCACAGAUCGUUCUCAACAUCGACCUGGCCCCGACCAUCCUGGACAUCGCUGGGCUCGACACGCCUCCCGAUGUGGACGGCAAGUCCGUGCUCAAGCUUCUGGACCUGGAAAAGCCAGGUAACAGGUUUCGAACAAACAAGAAAGCCAGAAUUUGGCGUGAUACAUUCCUCGUGGAAAGAGGGAAGUUUUUACGUAAGAAAGAAGAAUCCAGCAAGAAUAUCCAACAGUCAAAUCAUUUGCCCAAAUACGAGCGAGUCAAAGAAUUGUGCCAGCAGGCCAGGUACCAGACAGCCUGUGAACAGCCUGGGCAGAAGUGGCAGUGCAUUGAGGACACAUCUGGCAAGCUUCGAAUUCACAAGUGUAAAGGAUCCGGUGACCUGCUCACGGUCCGGCAGAGCACACGCAACCUCUACUCUCGCGGCUUCCCCGACAAGGACAAAGAAUGCAGUUGCGGAGAGCCGGGGUACCGCGCAGGCAGAAGCCAGAGGAAGAGUCAAAGGCAGUUCCUGAGAAACCAGGGGACCCCGAGGUACAAGCCCAGAUUUGUCCAUACCCGGCAAACACGUUCCUUGUCAGUCGAAUUUGAAGGCGAAAUCUAUGACAUAAACCUGGAAGAAGAGGAAUUGCAAGUGUUGCGACCGAGAAAUAUUGCCAAGCGCCAUGAUGAAGGCCACAGGGGGCCCCGAGGUCCCCAGGCUGCCGGCAACGGGGACGCGAUGCUGGCAGACAGAGACAAUGCCCUGGGCCUGCCCACCACCGUCCGAGUGACUCACAAGUGCUUUAUUCUUCCGAAUGAUACAAUCCACUGUGAGAGAGAACUGUAUCAAUCGGCCAGAGCCUGGAAGGACCACAAAGCAUACAUUGAUAAAGAGAUUGAAGCCUUGCAAGACAAAAUUAAGAAUUUAAGAGAAGUGAGAGGACACCUAAAAAGGAGAAAGCCGGAGGAGUGUGCCUGUAGUAAACAGAGCUAUUAUAAUAAAGAGAAAGGUGCAAAAAAGCAAGAGAAGGUGAAGAGCCACCUCCACCCAUUCAAGGAAACUGUUCAAGAAGUAGACAGCAAGCUGCAGCUCUUCAAGGAGAACCGUCGGAGGAGGAAGGAGAGGAAGGAGAAGAAACGCCAGAGGAAGGGCGAGGAAUGCAGCCUCCCGGGCCUCACCUGCUUCACCCACGACAACAACCACUGGCAGACGGCCCCGUUCUGGAACCUGGGUUCUUUCUGUGCCUGCACAAGUUCUAACAACAACACCUACUGGUGUUUGCGGACAGUCAACGAGACGCAUAAUUUUCUCUUCUGUGAGUUUGCCACUGGCUUUCUGGAGUAUUUUGAUAUGAAUACGGAUCCUUAUCAGCUCACAAACACAGUGCACACGGUGGAACGGGGCAUUUUGAAUCAGCUGCACGUGCAACUCAUGGAGCUCAGGAGCUGUCAAGGGUACAAGCAGUGCAACCCAAGACCGAAGGGCCUGGAAGUUGGAAAUAAAGACAGAGGAAGCUAUGACCUACACAGCACACGUAGGACAGAGCAGAAGAACCCGCUCUUAAGCUGGUCUCCCCCGGGAUAUGGGCUGACGAGAGGACAGUUAUGGGAUGGAUGGGAAGGUUAAUCGGCCCAGCCCCGCUGCAGGUGUCAACUGGCAAGGUCUGGAGGAUUUAUACAGUGUGAACGAAAGUGUCUAUGAGUACAGACGGAACUAUAGGCUUAGUCUGGUUGACUGGACUCAUUACUUGAAGGAUGUAGAUAGAGUAUUUGCACUGCUGAACAGCCACGGUGAGCAAAAGAAAACAAGUAAGACGACAACCGCUCAAAGUGACGGGUUCCUGGCUGGAUCCGCCGAGCUCUCUGUGCCCGUAGAGAUGGCCUCCGCUGAGGCAGAGGAAGACCCGAGUCCUAUGGUUGGGGAAGCGCCUCAUUUGACCUUGCCAGCUGACCUUCGAACCCUGCCUUUGAACCAACCCACCUUCAGUCCAGAGACGAAACUUGAAUGGAAUAACGACCUUCCAGAAGCGAGUCGUUUGAAUUCUGAACACUGGAGAAAUCAUGAAA